Mucor velutinosus is the source of this 435-nucleotide messenger RNA. RefSeq lists its product as uncharacterized. The record is from RefSeq and is a predicted model, not a curated record. NCBI's taxonomy places the organism in Eukaryota, Fungi, Mucoromycota, Mucoromycetes, Mucorales, Mucoraceae. The transcript has a single exon. The coding region runs from base 1 to 435 and encodes 144 amino acids.
AUGGAGCUAAACCGUCCUCCUGCUAGACUGCAAGGCACCAGAUCCACGCCCACAUCGUCACGAAACCCCCUGAGACAACAGACAGUGCCAUUGCCUCCCUUACCAAAGCGACAGCAAUCCAUCCUAUCGCCGCCGGUGAAAGCUCGACCAAAGACGCACAUUGCCAUCAACACAAGGGCAGCAUCCGCACCAACAUUGGUUCCUCGAGUCAAUGUGCUGCGUGAAUCUCGUCUCCACCAGACAUUUCAGUACAAUGCAAACUCAACAGGACGCCUUCGUUCACACAGAGUGGGAUAUGCUGUGUAUGGACCUAUUCAUGGCCAUCCGGUGUUUGUCAUUGGAGGCUAUGGAUGCACACGCAUGGUUGGUAUCAUGUUUGAAGAACUAGCGUUUCGUUAUGGUCUGAGAAUGAUUUGGCCCGAGCGUCCAGGGUAA